This is a messenger RNA of Erythranthe guttata (spotted monkey flower), 2679 nucleotides long. RefSeq lists its product as uncharacterized. Gene Ontology annotation, biological process: cell surface receptor signaling pathway. Gene Ontology annotation, molecular function: protein binding. The record is from RefSeq and is a predicted model, not a curated record. NCBI's taxonomy places the organism in Eukaryota, Viridiplantae, Streptophyta, Magnoliopsida, Lamiales, Phrymaceae.
AUUUGGACCAAAAAAUGUAUUAAGAGAGAGAAAACCGCGUUUGACCUUGUAAACGCCGUCGUCUCUUCCUAAUUAGUCACCCACUCCAUAGAUCCACGCUUUUUUACUUUAUUAUUCUUCUGUCUACACCAAACAGUAACCGCUGUAAUAAUUUCUUAUUGAAUUCAACUUGCUAAAAACAAAAUAAAAAAUUCUUAUAUGAAUUCAAGACUCGUUCGCACGUAAUCGAAAAUCCCCCAAUAUUAGUCCACUUCCAUCAUUUUUCUUGACAAGCCCACGUUCUGAAAAUCCUUAAUUCUUUUUUUUUUUUCUUUGUGUGUGUUUUCAAUUUUUACCAUUUAUUGUUUUUCUACCAAGUAUUUGUUUCUGCGGCUUGUGAUCUGGUUGGUAUUCGAUGGGAGAUUUAGUGAAGCAGAUCUUAGCAACGCCGAUUCAGUUAACGGACCAAGUGAUUAAGGCGGCGGGAGAGGCGGCGACGUUCAAGCAAGAAUGCUCGGAACUCAAGUCCAAGACGGAGAAGCUCGCCGGGCUGCUGAGGCAGGCGGCGCGUGCGAGCAACGACCUCUACGAGCGGCCCACGCGCCGCAUCAUCGAGGACACGGAGCAAGUCCUCGAGAAGGGGCUCGCCCUGGUCCUGAAAUGCCGCGGCAACGGCAUCGUGAAGCGCGUGUUCACAAUCAUCCCCGCCGCCGCCUUCCGGAAGAUGUCGUCCCAGCUGGAGAACUCCAUCGGAGACGUGUCGUGGCUCCUCCGCGUGUCCGCCACCGCCACCGACAGAGACGACGAGUACCUCGGCCUCCCACCAAUCGCCGCCAACGAACCGAUCCUCUGCCUCAUAUGGGAGCAGAUCGCCAUCCUGUACACGGGCUCCGUCGACAGCCGGGCCGACGCUGCCGCAUCCCUCGUCUCUCUGGCGAAAGAUAGCGUCCGUUACGGAAAGUUGAUCAUCGAGGAAGGCGGGGUCGGGCCAUUGUUGAAAUUAGUCAAGGAAGGUAAAUUAGAAGGCCAGGAAAGCGCGCCCAAGGCUAUCGGACUGCUGGGUAAGGACCCGGAAAGCGUCGAACAUAUGAUCCAAGCCGGGGUUUGCUCGGUCUUUGCUAAAAUCCUCAAAGAAGGCCCGAUGAAGGUGCAGGGUGUCGUCGCUUGGGCAGUAUCCGAACUUGCGGCUCAUUACCCCAAAUGCCAAGAUCUCUUUCUCCAGCACAACACUAUUCGCCUCCUCGUUAGCCAUCUAGCCUUCGAAACCGUGGAGGAGCAUAGCAAGUACACCGUCAUUAGCAAGGCCACUUCAAUGCACGCUGCUGUCGUAUUGGCAAGUACCAAGGGGGGAAGCUACGAGUUGGAUGAAGAUACUAAUCAUAAUAAUAAUACUAUUAAAGCCACCGUACCUCAUCCUCUGGGGGUGAAUAAUAGUAAUAGUAAUAGUAAUAAUCAGAUGUUCAGUGUGGUUGCGAAUACUAUGUCCGCCAAGGGAGCUGGUGUGCAAAAUCAUGCUGUUAAGACCAACGCCAACAACCAUGGUGCGAAGGUCACGAGUUCUGCGCAUCAUCAUCAGCCGAAUCUUUCUCUAUCGGGAGUGAGUACUAAGGCGAGGGAAGUCGAAGACCCGGAAACAAAGACUUAUAUGAAGGCCAUGGCCGCUAGAGCACUAUGGCACCUAGCAAAGGGGAACUCUCCCAUUUGCCGGAGCAUCACAGAGUCGAGAGCGCUUUUGUGCUUUGCGGUCCUUUUGGAGAAAGGCCCACCGGAAGUCCAGUUCAAUUCCGCGAUGGCGUUGAUGGAGAUUACCGCGGUGGCGGAGGAGGAUUCCGAACUGAGAAGAUCGGCGUUCAAGCCCAAUUCACCUGCCUGCAAAGCCGUGGUGGAUCAACUCUUCAGAGUUAUCGAUAACCCGCAUUCGGAACUGCUUGUUCCGUGUGUUAAGUCGAUUGGGAAUUUGGCGAGGACUUUCAAAGCCACGGAGACGAGGAUGAUUAGCCCUUUGGUGAAGCUGUUGGAUGAGAAUGUGGCGGAAGCUGAUGUUUCUAGGGAAGCGUGCAUUGCGCUUACUAAGUUUGCGUGCGUCGAGAACUACUUGCACAUGGACCAUUCUAAGGCAAUUAUCGACGCCGGUGGAGCAAAGCACCUUGUUCAGCUUGUUUACUUGGGGGGCCAAAUUGUGCAGAGCUGUGCGUUGAUUCUGUUGUCGUAUAUCGCUAUGAAUGUACCCGACAGAGAAGAACUUGCAAAAGCUGAGGUACUUGCUGUUCUUGAAUGGGCAUCGAAGCAAUCCUUUUUGAUCCAAAUCGAAACUGUCGAUAAUUUGCUGCCCGAGGCUAAAGGGAAGCUGGAGCUCUAUCAAUCCAGAGGAUCCAGGGCAUACCAUUAAUUAACAUAUAUUAAAUAUUACUGUUCUUGUGUGUGCAAGAUUCAAGAAUCGUGUGUUUUGUUGAGAUUAAGGUUUGUCUCAAUCUUCUUGUUUUCGUAAUCUGUUUUCACUUUUUUCCAUUCAUAUUGAUUAUUGAUUAUUGAUUAUUGAUUAUUGAUUGUAUAUAAUCAUAGUUUGUGUAUGUUUCUUUUGUAACGAAUGAAGCUCAAGAAUUUUUACGUUUACACAUUUGAUUGAUAUGGCGGAAUAUAACGAGACGGGGGGAGUAUAUUUUUUGUGAAGAUUAAGGUUUAUCAAUCUUCUUGUUUUUG